Octodon degus (degu) is the source of this 4161-nucleotide messenger RNA. It is a transcript of the gene Letm1, whose product is annotated as leucine zipper and EF-hand containing transmembrane protein 1. Bases 178 to 2397 code for a protein of 739 amino acids. The record is from RefSeq and is a predicted model, not a curated record. Gene Ontology annotation, cellular component: mitochondrial inner membrane. Gene Ontology annotation, molecular function: calcium ion binding; ribosome binding. Gene Ontology annotation, biological process: intracellular monoatomic cation homeostasis. The transcript is spliced from 14 exons. Lineage: Eukaryota; Metazoa; Chordata; Mammalia; Rodentia; Octodontidae.
ACGUCAGUGCCCGGACAUGGCCGCGGCCGGUGCGGGGUCUUUGAGCUGAACGCCUGUUCCCAGCCGCUGACCUCCGCCGUCACCAUCGCCGGCCGGGCCCAGGCGCUUCCGGGACAGCGAAGAGCGGCGGAGCAGGGAUAGGAGGAGGCCGUUGCCGGGGGCCGCCGCAGCUGGCGCAUGGCGUCCAUCUUGCUGAGGAGCUGCCGCGGCCGGGCGCCCGCCCGUCUGCCGCCGCCCCGCGCCGCCGUUCCGCAAGGUAGUCUGGGGCAUGGAGCUUGUCUCAGUUGUGCCGGCACCAUGGGGUUGAUAAACCGUGUGGCUGUCCCCUCUGGCUGCUGUACCCCAGCCCAUCCCUUGUAUCAGUGCCUUCGAGCUGAGCCCUGCGGUCGCUGGAAGCCAAGGCCGGAGCACCUGUGUGCAGUGGCAGGAACACCAUGGACUCCCGCCCUAGUGGGUAUGCUUGUCAGGGGCCCCCAGUACCUUCCUGUGCGUGGCUGGCAUUCAUCACCUCCUCUCUGCGAUGACUCUGUGGUAGAGAAGUCCCUCAAGUCCCUGAAGGACAAGAACAAAAAGCUGGAGGAGGGUGGCCCCGUGUAUAGCCCAGCAACCCCAGUGGCAGUGAAGAAGUCCUUGGGGCAGAGGGUGCUGGAUGAACUCAAGCACUACUACCAUGGCUUCCGCCUGCUGUGGAUCGACACCAAGAUCGCGGCGCGCAUGCUCUGGCGCAUUCUGCACGGCCACACACUGACCCGCCGGGAGCGCAGGCAGUUUCUCCGCAUCUGUGCUGAUCUCUUCCGCCUGGUACCCUUCCUGGUCUUCGUGGUGGUGCCCUUCAUGGAGUUCCUGCUGCCCGUGGCUGUGAAGCUCUUCCCCAACAUGCUGCCGUCCACAUUUGAGACACAGUCCAUCAAGGAAGAACGGCUGAAGAAGGAGCUACGGGUCAAGCUGGAGCUGGCCAAGUUCCUCCAGGACACCAUUGAGGAAAUGGCCCUGAAGAACAAGGCAGCCAAGGGCAGCGCCACCCAGGACUUCUCAGCAUUCUUCCAGAAGAUCCGUGAGACAGGCGAGAGGCCCAGCAAUGAAGAAAUCAUGCGCUUCUCCAAGCUGUUCGAGGAUGAGCUGACCCUGGACAACCUCACACGCCCGCAGCUGGUGGCGCUGUGCAAGCUGCUGGAGCUGCAGUCCAUCGGCACCAACAACUUCCUGCGCUUCCAGCUCACCAUGCGGCUGCGGUCCAUAAAGGCCGACGACAAGCUGAUCGCCGAGGAAGGAGUGGACAGCCUGAAUGUCAAGGAGCUGCAGGCCGCCUGCCGGGCCCGGGGCAUGAGGGCCCUUGGCGUCACCGAGGACCGGCUGCGGAGCCAGCUGAAGCAGUGGUUGGACCUGCACCUGCACCAGGAGGUGCCCACAUCGCUGCUCGUGCUGUCCCGGGCCAUGUACCUCCCUGACACCCUCUCGCCUGCGGACCAGCUCAAGUCCACACUGCAGACCCUCCCGGAGAUCGUGGCCAAGGAGGCCCAGGUGAAAGUGGCUGAGGUGGAAGGUGAGCAGGUGGACAACAAGGCAAAACUGGAGGCCACGCUACAGGAGGAAGCUGCCAUCCAGCAAGAGCACCGUGAGAAGGAGCUGCAGCGGGCCGCAGAGGCGGCGAAAGGCACUGAGCUAGAAGGUAUGGGCACCACCACUCCUGGGAAGGCCGUGGUGGAGCCGCAGCCAGAGGCGCCUGAUGUGAUCCUGCCCUCAGAGGUCCUGAAGGACACUGCCCCUGUGCUGGAGGGCUUGAAGGAGGAAGAAAUCACUAAGGAGGAAAUUGACGUCCUGAGUGAUGCCUGUUCCAAGCUCAAGGAGCAGAAGAAGUCUCUGACCAAGGAGAAGGAGGAGCUCGAGCUGCUCAAGGAGGACGUUCAGGACUACAGCGAGGACUUGCAAGAGAUCAAGAAGGAACUUUCCAAGACUGGGGAGGAGAAGCUCGUAGAGGAAUCAAAAGCCAGCAAGAGGCUGACAAAGCGGGUGCAGCAGAUGAUUGGCCAGAUUGACGGGCUCAUUGCGCAGCUUGAGGCGGGCCAGCAGGCUGGCAGACUGGGCCUGACCGGGGCCUCACCUGCAGGGGAGAACGUCAUCAGUGUCACGGAGCUCAUCAGUGCCAUGAAACAAAUCAAGCACAUUCCAGAAAACAAGCUGGUCAGCUUGGCCUCCGCACUGGAUGAAAAUAAGGACGGCAAGAUCAAUAUCGAUGACCUUGUCAAGGUAAUCGAGCUGGUGGACAAAGAAGAUGUCCACAUCUCCACCAGCCAGGUGGCUGAGAUUGUGGCCACAUUGGAGAAGGAAGAGAAGGUGGGGGAGAAGGAGAAGGCCAAGGAGAAGGCUGAGAAGGAGGCAGUGGAGGCGAAGAAUUAGGGCCUUCCAUCCUGCCACACCAUCACGGUGGGAAUGACACAAGAGUGAUUGCUUUGAGGUGAUUCUUGUGGCAGUUCUAAUAUUUGGUCUGGAAUAAAUCAGAAACUUCCAUAACCAAGUAAUUUAAUUUUCAUCAUUCCACAAAGACUCAGUCUGGAUUCCUAGGAGCCUCCAGGGAACCAUGACUGGACUUGCUCUGUGGUGUGGUGCCGACUGGCCUGGAGGUACCUCACUGGACCAGGCAAGGCCAGGCAGGAGGGCCGCUCGCUGUGCACCCACGUCUGGGAAGAAGCACGGAUGUGCAGAGCCCAGCACCAGGCGGAGCCAGCCAGAUGCGCUGCACUGUGAGGCAACACAGACACAGCCCCUGGGCUCUGAAGAUCACUCCAGUUGGGCUUGGACUCUGAUUCCCACGUGUCCAUGGCAGCGUCUGCCUACACACGAUCCCUAAGUCGUAUCCAUGUACCUAUCAAGGCCAACUGUGGCUUCUCCGUGCCUCUCCCUGAGCACACACUGGUGUCUCCUGUGGAUCCCGUUGUGUUUACUGGAACUCUUUCUUGAUUCACUUUUGAUCUACGCCUAAUUCAUUAACUAACUUUCCUAAGGACAAUUUGCCUAACUCGUGAGUAGCAUCUAACAGUCAGGGCUGAGUCUCGCAAGCCUGGGUGUGAGGUACUCCACGCUGGAUGAUGUCACGUGCUGCCUUUCCGUCCAGGCCCCGUCCCCUUCCAGCACCACAGGGCCCUAUAUGGCUUCUCCCUCUUGACCCACCUGUCUGCAAGGACACAUGGGCGUGGUGGGGCCACUCCACAUGGCACCCCGAUCCUCCAGACAACUGGUUCUUCCCAUGUGUCUUGGGCUGUGACCUCCGCACUGGUUCUUAGCCCAGCAACCUUCCACUAGCCUAGGACUUCUGAGUCCACAGUCCCCUGGGCAGCAGCCAGGGCUUUUCUUGCUUGGUGGCAGGCACAUGGCCCAUGGAACCUCAUCGGUCACUAGAGAGUGUCACGUGAGGACUCUGAAGACAUGGGAACGCGUCGUGCACGCAGGAAAAACCUUGAAGUCACUUGAAGUUGACCACGGAGGAAUGAGGCGAUGCACACAUAAGGCUGAGUCCCACUUCCGUCCCCAUGGAGGGAGCUCUCCAGGCCAGUGACGCCCUGAGCCCUGCCUGCCCUAGCAGUCCGGCCCCAGCCAUCCAAGUGCUCUUGCUGCUGAGAACAGGCCUGGGAGUGCUCAGUGUGUCCCCACACAGGGCCAGUCGCCAGGUCCUGCCUGUCACACUUGGUGGCUUGUUUGGGCAGUCAGUGACUCUGGGCCUGCAGUGUUGCCUUGGGUGUCAUAAGGCUCGGUGGCACAUGGUGAGAGGUUCCAGAAGUUUUAGGGAGUCUUCCCCACAGUUUUACUGUACUGACCCUAAUUUAUUGCCACUCCCCUGCCUCAGCGUAGUAUAAGAAAUCUGGUCCACCAGGAGGAGGCGGGUGGCCGCUGAGCUGCCCGUGUUUCACACCGUGCAGGGUGUGCAUGCCCUGCCUUCUCAAGCAUCGUUAGGAGCUGGGACUCUGGAGCUGCAGCCAUGUCCCCUUGUUGCAUCCCACCCUCAUCCACCCCACACAGGCCCCGUUCACUCAGGGAUCUGGGACGUCCUUGUGGAGUGUCAGUCUAAACUUGGUGAACAUGGAGGCCUGCGUAUGUUUCUAAAAGUGGCCUCCUGUAAUCCCAGCACCCGGGAGGCUGAGCAAGAGGAUCACUGUGUUUAAGCUC